AUGAAAAUUACACAACUUUUGCAUAUUUUCUUGUGUGUUAUCACAUCAAUGGCUGACAUGGGCGUUGGGUCGAAGAAGGCGCGCUGCUUGAAUCCGCCGCGCACCGCCAGGCGCGUCGAGUCCGUCAUUCGGGACUGCCAGGAGGAGGUCAAGAACAAGCUGGUCAAUGAGGCAUACCAGAUACUCAAGGAGCAGGUGCAGCAGGAGCAGCCCACACUCCAUGCCGACGACGGCGUGGAGUUCAUUGAGUCGCUCCAGUGGCCACCCGUGCCCAGCGGAAUUAUGCUGCAGCAGGCGAACCACGAGGUGCCACCCAAUGUCAGUCAGUAUGAGUACAUUGUCUAUGAUAAGCCGGAGCCCAGGCGUCGCAUGGCUCGUCUGGUGCGCAGCCUCAAGCGUAUGGAUGUGGCCAGUGCGGGCAUCUAUCACCCGACGCUGGUGCCGCUGGAAGACAAGCGCAUUGCGGGCUGUCUGCUGCACUGCGUCUAUGCGAGGAACAACGCCAUUGACAAGAAUGGCUGGCCCACACUGGACGGCCUGGUCGGCUUUUAUUCGGAGGGUGUUCACGAGCACGGUUUCUUUAUGGCCACAUUACGUUCGGUUAAUCUCUGUCUGCGGGCCAUGACCACCAAAUACCAAGUAAAUCGCCGGCAGCUGCCGCAGAAAGGCGAAAGCUGUGAUUUGGCAUUUGAUGUGUUCGACUGCAUAUCGGAUCAGAUAACAGGCUAUUGCCUGGAUCAAUAUAGCAGAUAUUAA
Drosophila montana is the source of this 756-nucleotide messenger RNA. It is a transcript of the gene Obp73a, whose product is annotated as Odorant-binding protein 73a. Bases 1 to 756 code for a protein of 251 amino acids. The record is from RefSeq and is a predicted model, not a curated record. Lineage: Eukaryota; Metazoa; Arthropoda; Insecta; Diptera; Drosophilidae. Gene Ontology annotation, molecular function: odorant binding. The transcript has 3 exons.